This is a messenger RNA of Puntigrus tetrazona (Sumatra barb), 840 nucleotides long. Its product is annotated as ferritin, middle subunit-like. The transcript is spliced from 5 exons. The record is from RefSeq and is a predicted model, not a curated record. The coding region runs from base 76 to 603 and encodes 175 amino acids. Gene Ontology annotation, biological process: iron ion transport; intracellular iron ion homeostasis. Gene Ontology annotation, molecular function: ferric iron binding; ferrous iron binding. NCBI's taxonomy places the organism in Eukaryota, Metazoa, Chordata, Actinopteri, Cypriniformes, Cyprinidae. Gene Ontology annotation, cellular component: cytoplasm.
CGGAACUUCGAUCUCGUCGAAAUUUAAUAUUUUCUACGUUUUUGAUAAUAAAACGAUAAAAAAAACCCCGCCGAAAUGGAGACUUCUCAGAUUCGCCAGAACUACGACCGCGACUGCGAGGCUUUGAUCAACAAGAUGAUCAACUUGGAGCUUUACGCUGAAUACAUUUACACUUCAAUGGCUUUCUACUUCAAACGGGACGAUGUCGCUCUUGCUGGUUUCGCCAAGUUCUUCAAGAAGAACAGCGAGGAGGAGCGUGAGCAUGCUGAGAAGUUCAUGGAGUUCCAGAACAAGAGGGGAGGACGCAUUGUGCUUCAGGACAUCAAGAAACCUGAUCGUGAUGUUUGGGGCAAUGGACUGAUUGCUAUGCAGUGUGCUCUUCAGCUGGAGAAGAACGUCAACCAGGCUCUGCUGGAUCUGCACAAGGUCGCCUCUGAGAAGGGAGACCCUCAUCUGUGUGACCUCCUGGAGACUCACUUCCUGAAUGAGCAGGUUGAGGCCAUCAAGAAACUUGGAGACCACAUCACCAACCUUUCCAAGAUGGAUGCUGGAAACAACAGGAUGGCCGAGUACCUGUUUGACAAGCACACCCUGGACAGCUAAAUGCGGCCCUCAGAUCAUCUACAAGAUGCAAAAUCUUCCAGCUAUAUAUUAAGCAAGAUAUUCUUAUCACAGCUCUUGCUUAAAAUGUUAAAGUAUGAUAAAUAGAACAUAUUUAAAUACCAUAAUGUAACAUUUUAAACAAUUCAGUUUUGUUAUAGCCAAGCCAAUGCUUUAACAGGAAUGUGUACUAAUUGAUUUUAAUGUGGUGAAUUUGAUGAAUAAAUAUUUUUGGCUGGA